AAAAUCCAAUUCGCCGCUGGCGGACCACUUGCCUCGACGACAGCUCUUCCGACGUUGAUCGACCGCCAUGCGUCCCGGGUGCUAAAGUCGACGGGCCAUCAGCGCCAACGCAGAAGCUUCGAUCGAGCUACCAAGGUACACGCUUCGAUCGAGUGGUGGCGCUGGCCAUCGACCUUGGGGACGACGGAGGACACCACCCGCAGGUUUCUUGACCAUGGUCAUGGCCUCGCACGCGCUUCCGUCGUCGCCACGCUCGACUUCCAUCGACCUCAGUCGUGCUCGUCAUCGCGAGUGGAGCUCAGUGUGCACUGGCGCGCACGCCGAAAGCUCGACUGGUCUGCGCCAUUAGCUCUGUCCCGCAGCGCUUGGGCCGGACGACAGCGAAUGUUGGGCGCUGGUUCGCUGGUUGCUUACGUCUACCUCGUCGCACCCAAGUCCAAACCGACCGAGUCGUCGCCGCUCCACGCCAAGGUCAACGCCGCCUCGUAGCUCAAGCGCCUCAGUUUCCGGGCGACGCGUCUUGUCGCAAAGCGCUCAACCUCACCAAGCUCCUAUCAAGAGUAGAUCAAUAAAUUUAUAUACUCGUGGUUGUUGAGAGUG
This is a messenger RNA of Saprolegnia parasitica CBS 223.65, 600 nucleotides long. RefSeq lists its product as hypothetical. NCBI's taxonomy places the organism in Eukaryota, Oomycota, Saprolegniomycetes, Saprolegniales, Saprolegniaceae. The transcript has a single exon. The annotation marks the transcript as partial. The record is from RefSeq and is a predicted model, not a curated record.